This is a messenger RNA of Lucilia sericata (common green bottle fly), 1317 nucleotides long. RefSeq lists its product as uncharacterized. The transcript is spliced from 3 exons. The record is from RefSeq and is a predicted model, not a curated record. The coding region runs from base 419 to 1108 and encodes 229 amino acids. NCBI's taxonomy places the organism in Eukaryota, Metazoa, Arthropoda, Insecta, Diptera, Calliphoridae.
UUUUUUUUUUUUGUCAAUAUUUUUGGAAUACACAUUUAGAAUAUUUUCUAAAUACAAAUUCGGAUAUUGUUUUUUAGUGGAAUUAUUAUAAAUAUAUUUAAGACCAAAAAUAGUUCAAUAAAAAUUUUAUAAAGAAAUACAUAAAAUAAAUAUAUUAUACAACUAGAAUUUUAAAUAAAAUCAGCAAAACUGUGUAAAUAAACAACAUAAAUAUUAUAAUUAAUUAACAACGUAAUACUUUUACAAAUUCUUAAAAACUUUAAUUAAAAUUUUAAAGUAUCUAAAUGAAAAUAAAAUUAUUUUUAUUUGCCAAUACGAAAAUCAAAUAUUAUCCAUAUUCGGAAGUAUUGCAUGUCUCUUAAUUGACAGGUGACCACCGACCGGUUACUAAGUAUUUUCUCAUUAACAGUUAAACGAGAUGACUCCAAAAGAAGACAGCGUUAAUGGUGAAACACUUCUUUUGGAUUUAAACGAUGACUGUCUGCUGGAAAUAUUAAAAUAUUUAAAUAUACACGAAACCUUUACCCUCUUGGGUGGCGUUUGCAAAAGAAUUGAUGAUAUUAUAUACGAAAGACUGGCAUUGAUAAAACAUUUAACUAUUAAUCUUAGAGAUCCUCCGGCAUUCACUAACCAACAACUAGAAAUUAUAGGACGAAAUUUAAAAAGUCUUUACAUUAGUGCUGGUUACUCUUUGUCUUCGCCCUUAACUCUUAAUUACCUACAACCCAUUUGCUGUCAGGAGUCUCUACAAUUCCUGACUUUGCAUUAUGUGCAAUUCGAUGAAAAUUAUCAAAAAUGUUUAAUGAAAGUGGCCGCUCAACUAGAAUUUCUCGAUUUAAGUUAUUGCCAGUUGACAGACGAGUUGCUGCAGCCUAUAUUGGAGAAGUGUUGCAAUCUUAGGGCAUUAACUAUUUUUGGAAAUUAUAAUUUAAGAUGUACAUCAUUGGUGGCAUUAAAAUCAAGGGACUUAAAAGAGCUUAAGGUUGAACAGAAUUCGAAUUGUAAACAUGAAAUAGAGAAAUUUAUUACGAAAAAUCCUGAGGUCACUGUGACGAUAUUUGCUAUUGGUUUUUUGGGUCAUAUUAAUUCGAAAACAUAUCAGGAGUAGAGUAGCAUAAUGACCGUUUAAGUAUGGGAACAUAUUUUGAGGUUAGAUAGUUUGGAAUAUUUUUGGUCUGUUUACUUUCAAGGGAUUUCAACAAUAAAACUAAAUUCCGGUAAUAAAUUAAAAAGAAAUCAAAACCAUUUUUUUUAUUUGUAAAACCCUUUAUUGUGUAAAAUUUGAAAUUAAAAUAUAUGUAUUUAUUUAUUUAUGUA